GACGGUACAUUGAAUUUGAUAUCCUGCUGAAGCCGCAAAUAAUGAGGACUUACCAUUGCCUACCACUAUUCAUCUGGACCUAUAUGUUUUAUGCAGUUGAUGCUAUCCCAUUACAAGAAAAAGCUAACAGUGAUUUACCAAGUAAAAGGAUGAUGAGUUUGACAAAAGAUGAUGGUAAAAUGCUACAUCGCACCAAGCGUGGCUGGAUGUGGAAUCAGUUCUUUUUGUUGGAAGAGUACACAGGUACAGAUACACAAUAUGUAGGCAAGCUUCACACUGACCAAGAUAAAGGAGAUGGAAAUUUAAAAUACAUAUUAACAGGAGAUGGGGCUGGCAGUAUAUUCGUUAUAGAUGAAAAUACAGGAGAUAUUCAUGCUGCAAAGAAAUUAGACAGAGAAGAAAAAUCCCUGUACAUUCUUCGUGCCAAGGCUAUAGACAGAAAGACUGGACGGCAGGUGGAACCUGAAUCUGAAUUUAUCAUUAAAAUCCAUGAUAUAAAUGACAAUGAACCAAAAUUCACAAAAGACUUAUACACUGCAAGUGUUCCUGAAAUGUCUGUAGUAGGAACAUCUGUGAUACAAGUGACUGCAACCGAUGCGGAUGAUGCCAACUACGGAAAUAGUGCCAAAGUGGUCUACAGCAUAUUGCAAGGACAGCCAUAUUUCUCAGUGGACCCAGAAUCAGGUAUAAUAAAAACUGCAUUACCAGACAUGAGCAGAGAAAACAGAGAGAAGUACCAAGUGGUUAUACAAGCCAAAGACAUGGGCGGCCAGAUGGGAGGCCUUUCUGGAACCACCACAGUGCACAUCACUCUGACGGAUGUCAACAACAACCCACCUCGAUUUCCCCAGAGUACGUAUCAAUUUAACUCCCCCGAGUCUGUCCCUCUCGGAACACAUCUUGGAAGGAUAAAAGCCAAUGACCCCGAUGUGGGGGAAAAUGCUGAGAUGGAAUACAGCAUUGCUGAAGGAGACGGAGCUGACAUGUUCGAUGUCAUCACUGACAAGGAUACACAGGAAGGGAUUAUAACUGUCAAACAGAAUUUAGAUUUUGAAAACAAAAUGCUGUACACUUUAAGAGUGGUUGCAAGUAACACACACCCAGAUCCACGAUUCCUACACCUGGGACCUUUCAAAGACACAGCUGUGGUCAAAAUAUCCGUGGGAGAUAUCGAUGAGCCUCCUGUGUUCAGUAAAAUUUCUUACUUAAUAGAGGUCGAUGAAGAUGUAAAGGAGGGCAGCAUCAUUGGGCAAGUUAUGGCAUAUGACCCAGAUGCCACAAACAAUUUCAUACAAUACUCUGUUGAUCGCCACACUGAUAUGGACCGGAUUUUCAGUAUCCACCCAGAAAACGGCUCUAUUUUCACUUUAAAACCCCUUGACCGGGAAUCAUCUCCAUGGCACAACAUCACCAUUAUAGCCACAGAAAUAAAUAACUCAAAACAAAGUAGCCAUGUUCCUGUCUUCAUCAGAAUUCUAGAUAUAAAUGACCAUGCUCCGGAAUUUGCCAUGUACUAUGAAACAUUUGUUUGUGAAAAUGCAAAACCUGGGCAGGUAAACAAAGUUUUGAUUCAGACUGUCAGCGUCAUGGACAAAGAUGAUCCUCCCCGAGGCCACAAAUUCUUCUUUGAACCAGUGCCAGAGUUUCCCCUCAAUCCAAACUUCACCAUUGUCGAUAACAAAGAUAACACGGCAGGGAUCAUGACUCGAAAAGAUGGGUACAGCCGCCACAAAAUGAGCACCUACCUACUCCCCAUUUUAAUCUUUGACAACGAUUAUCCGAUUCAAAGCAGCACCGGCACGCUCACCAUCCGCGUGUGCGCCUGUGACCAGCAAGGAAACAUGCAGUCGUGCAGCGCGCAGGCCUUGGUCCUGGCCGCGGGCCUGAGCACCGGCGCCCUGGUUGCCAUCCUGCUCUGUGUCCUCAUACUGCUCGUUUUAGUUGUGCUGUUUGCUGCAUUGAAGAGGCAGAGGAAAAAGGAACCUCUGAUCAUUUCGAAGGACGAUGUCCGGGACAACGUCGUGACCUACAAUGACGAAGGCGGCGGGGAGGAAGACACACAAGCUUUCGAUAUUGGCACGUUAAGGAACCCGGAGGCAAGAGAAGACAGUAAACUGAGAAGGGAUGUAAUGCCAGAAGCGAUUUUCCAGAUCAGGAGGACGGUGCCUCUGUGGGAAAAUAUUGAUGUACAAGAUUUUAUCCACCGAAGAUUAAAAGAAAAUGACUCAGACCCCAGCGCACCUCCUUACGAUUCACUGGCCACGUACGCCUAUGAAGGGAAUGACUCCAUAGCAGACUCACUCAGCUCUUUAGAAUCACUCACAGCAGAUUGUAACCAAGAUUAUGAUUACCUCAGCGACUGGGGACCUCGCUUUAAAAAACUGGCCGAUAUGUAUGGGGGUGAUGAGAGUGACCGAGAAUAGAGUAUUGUAUGACUUGACCCAUGUUAGUGGAAGUACUCUGUGUUAC
This is a messenger RNA of Myotis daubentonii (Daubenton's bat), 2469 nucleotides long. It is a transcript of the gene CDH9, whose product is annotated as cadherin 9. Gene Ontology annotation, biological process: synaptic membrane adhesion; cell-cell adhesion mediated by cadherin; adherens junction organization. The transcript has 11 exons. Gene Ontology annotation, molecular function: beta-catenin binding; cadherin binding; calcium ion binding. The record is from RefSeq and is a predicted model, not a curated record. Gene Ontology annotation, cellular component: adherens junction; plasma membrane; catenin complex. The coding region runs from base 42 to 2423 and encodes 793 amino acids. NCBI's taxonomy places the organism in Eukaryota, Metazoa, Chordata, Mammalia, Chiroptera, Vespertilionidae.